AUGGGAAAGAGAAAGAUCACGAUCGGCCUAGCGCAAGAACCUUACGUCGACUUCCUCGGAAACUCUAGGGCGAACCAUACGUGGAUCCCAGUAUACCCGACAACGCACAAACGGAAACCGCGAGACACCAGAGUUUAUACAGUCGUACACAGAUCCUUACCUCAAGACAAAUGGGAGCAGAUCGACAUCGAGACGCCAGACGCAACCGCGAUACGACUAACUGAUGAACGGGGAGACCUCAUCGUGUUCAACGUCUACAUUGACCAGCAGCACUCUGACGUACUCCAUCUAGUUGACAGGAUUACAAGCGAGGAAUGA
Messenger RNA from Punctularia strigosozonata HHB-11173 SS5, 318 nucleotides. RefSeq lists its product as uncharacterized. The coding region runs from base 1 to 318 and encodes 105 amino acids. The transcript has a single exon. The record is from RefSeq and is a predicted model, not a curated record. Lineage: Eukaryota; Fungi; Basidiomycota; Agaricomycetes; Corticiales; Punctulariaceae.